Messenger RNA from Diaporthe batatas, 1629 nucleotides. RefSeq lists its product as uncharacterized. Gene Ontology annotation, molecular function: carbohydrate:proton symporter activity. Gene Ontology annotation, cellular component: membrane. The transcript is spliced from 2 exons. The record is from RefSeq and is a predicted model, not a curated record. Bases 1 to 1629 code for a protein of 542 amino acids. Gene Ontology annotation, biological process: transmembrane transport; carbohydrate transport. NCBI's taxonomy places the organism in Eukaryota, Fungi, Ascomycota, Sordariomycetes, Diaporthales, Diaporthaceae.
AUGACUUCAAACUCCCUCUCUGCCACACCCAUGGCGGCUGUGGUCGACGCAGAGAAGUCCAGUGAUAUCCACGGAAGCUUGGACAUGGAUUCUAUCACACGGGAGGCGGCAGCAGCCACGGACGCCGAGCAUCAGCUGGGCUUCGACAUGGCGCUGCUAAACCAGCUCUACGCCUUCCCGCCCUUCAUGCAACGCUUUGGCCAGCAGACGCCAGACGGCGACUACCAACUGACUGCUGCCUGGCAGGCCGGUCUUUCAAAUGCCAUCUACGUCGGAGAGAUCGCUGGUUUGUUCAUCAGCGGUAUCAUUUCUGAGAGGAUCGGCUACCGAAAGACCCUCAUGGGUGCAAUGACUCUUGUGGCGGCUUUCAUCUUUAUCAUCUUCUUCUCGGAAUCUCUUGUGCAACUUCUCAUCGGCGAGUUUCUGAUCGGUAUCCCGUGGGGUGUAUUCCAAACACUUACAACUACAUAUGCGGCUGAUGUGUGUCCUCUACACCUUCGGGCAUACCUUACGACCUACAACAAUCUGUGCUGGGUGAUUGGUCAACUUAUAGCGGCUGGUGUCAUGGUUGGCAUGCUCGAGCACAUGGAGGCACUUGGAAUAUGGUCAUACAAGAUCCCAUUUGCACUGCAGUGGAUAUGGCCACUACCUCUCAUCCUUCUGAUUUUCCUUGCCCCCGAGUCUCCGUAUUGGUUGGUACGCAAGGGCAGAUACGACCAGGCCAAACGUUCUCUGCUUCGCCUGACAGCACGCAACACGGCCGACACGAAGUUCAGUAUCGAUAACAACAUCUCCAUGAUGAUCCACACCAACGAGCUGGAGAAGCAUGCCAGCGAGGGAACUUCCUAUCGUGAUCUCUUUAGAGGCCCAGUCAACCGACGUCGCACUGAGAUAGUCUGUAUGACUUGGGCCAUCCAGACUCUCUGCGGGUCUACAUUCAUCGGCUUCUCGACCUACUUUUACACAAAUGCUGGAAUACCUGAUAGCCAGGCUUUCAACAUGACUCUGGCAGGCUACGGCAUCGGUGCGUUCGGGACUAUCAGCUCCUGGUUCCUGAUGCGCUGGUUUGGGCGCCGCGCAAUGUACUUCUGGGGCCAAGCCUCCAUGGCUCUCUUCCUCCUUGGUAUUGGUCUAGCCGGCAUCAUGGGAACCGGAAACUCUGCAGCGAGCUCGGCUAUUGUCGCGCUGCUGCUUCUCUACACCCUGACCUAUAACGUCACCGUCGGCCCUGUCUGUUACUCGCUCGUCUCUGAAUUGAGCUCCACACGCUUGCGAAAUAAGACUGUGGUCCUGGCGAGGAACUUGUACAACAUAAUGGGCGUUGUCACCAAUGUCCUUUCGCCUCAGAUGAUCAACCCGACGGCCUGGGGCUGGGGGGCCAAGACUGGUUUCUUCUGGGCUGGAACUUGUGCCCUCUGCGCAGUUUGGACCUAUUUCCGGUUGCCAGAACCGAAAGACAGGACCUAUGGAGAGCUGGAGGUCUUGUUCGAGCAGCGCGUGUCUGCCAGAAAAUUUCACAAGACCGUAGUAGAUCGCUUCGCAGCAUCCAAGGAUGACUCAGCUCCCGGGGACGAGAAGAAAGAGGGUGCUGUCGAAAUUGUUGAGACUGUUUCGCGUCAAUCUUCAUAG